AAGUUUUUGUGCCCGCGCAUAGAUCUCGCCAUGAUCUUACACAGGCAUUGGAACGAGUCGAAAGCAUGGUGGAAAGCGUUCUCUCAAUUCCUUCCUUGGCCCCGAUAUUAUCUUACCGGCAUAUACCUAUCCCUUCAGGUACUCUAUCUCUGUACAGCAAUCCUGGCCUUGAAGCUUCUCGUCCAGAUGUUCUGUAUCAACUCGUGCUACGAAGCCCAGGUGGACAUCACACGCUACCGGAUCAAUGGGAAUCGGUCAUUAAUUUCACGUACCAGGACAGUUGUCCCGCAGAAUAUGAGACAUGCUUGCCUCGAAAGUGAGAAUGUCACUCAAAGAUCUCUCUCGCGCAUGGAGCUAACGCCGGAGCUAACGCCGGAGCUCUUAGGUUUCAUCUCAGCAUCACCCGGCGUCUGGAGCAUGUUCCAGUUGGGUGAACUCAUUGCAGCCUUCCGUGACUACGAAUACGAAGUGAUUUCACCUCUGCCAAGUGUGUGCGCCGCCGUCAAUAUCGUAUGUGCUUAUGCGUUGCGAAUCAAUGGCAGAGACAAGAUCGAUUGGUCGGAUUACUGCUUGCAUAACGCGCUGGAUAUGUUACCAGCAAUCAUGACAGAGCUGCCGGACUCGAUCGCAAUCGGCACCCUACUCCUAAUGACCUUAAUAUUCGCGUCUACUUCGAGGUUACCUACAGCAGCUAUGAUUUUAGCCAUUGCCUCUCAGAUGAUGUUUCUAGCCGGAUUUCACAAAAUGACUGCCACUCCAGACGAAACAACAACGCACAAAAGGCGCCUACUUUCAUACGCUUACAUACUGGACCAGAACCUCUCCCUAUGGCUCGAGAAGCCACCUCUCCUAUCUUCAAACUUUGGUCUAGAUCUUCUGGAGCAAGAACCAUAUGAUGGGCAGGGAACUAUUCAUCUUCGAGAUGGCAUAUCGGUUAAUUGCCUCAGGGAACAGGUCAUUCUGGCCAAGUUUCAGAGCAAGGCAUACGCGACACUCCGCUCGCCUGACUCCUCGUCGAUGUCACAGGAAGCAUACGCGGAAAUCAGCCGUCAGCUCUUGGAAGAGCCCUUACAGUGGAGAAGUAAUUUGCCGGCACUCGUCGAGCCACUUCUGAUACCCAAUGACCUCGACAAGAAGCAUGCGCCAUGGUUGUCUGCUAUAUUUUGUACCUUCUAUCAGGUCGAAAUCGCCAUUCGCUCUUCAAUCUUUUCGCAUAAAAUGUUCUUCGACAACGCAGACUUUCGUAAUCAAGCACUCCUCGUUGUUUCAAGUUGCGCUUCCGCUACUAGGAAACUGGUGGCAGUUGUGAGCUCUCUCGAUAGAAGUGCUCUGCAGAGAUCGCUGACUGGACAUUUCUCUGAGGUGCUCAGAUGUCUGUUGCCUUUGGUCGCGUGGAACCUGGAUUCUCUAUUCCUUCAUAUCGCCUACUACAGGCAUGCACCAGAAGUGCAGCAUGACGCUCGGCUAAUCAGAAAUAUUGUGAACUUGUUUGAAGACAACUUUCCAGACUAUCAACAAGCUAAGGUCUACGCUACGACUAAGCUUCUAUGCGAUGUGGCUUUACGGGCAAUCCCAUAG
Messenger RNA from Colletotrichum phormii, 1578 nucleotides. RefSeq lists its product as uncharacterized. Gene Ontology annotation, biological process: positive regulation of transcription from RNA polymerase II promoter by galactose. The transcript has 4 exons. Gene Ontology annotation, molecular function: RNA polymerase II cis-regulatory region sequence-specific DNA binding; DNA-binding transcription factor activity, RNA polymerase II-specific. The record is from RefSeq and is a predicted model, not a curated record. NCBI's taxonomy places the organism in Eukaryota, Fungi, Ascomycota, Sordariomycetes, Glomerellales, Glomerellaceae. The coding region runs from base 31 to 1578 and encodes 515 amino acids. Gene Ontology annotation, cellular component: nucleus.